AUGGCUGAUGAGGAAGACGACUAUCUUUCCGACAAAUUUUUGUUGGAAAGCGCUCCUCUCUCUGCACCUAGGACCUAUGCCGAACGUCGAAAAGAGGCGCAACGGGCUGCAGCUCUCAGGAACGAGCAGAACAGAAAGAAAAGCAAACGUCAGCUUGAAGUAGAAUCUCGCGAAGAGGGCCUAAGCAAGAGUCUCUUUGAACGCGCAAGGGACGAUGAAGCAGCUUCGGGACAGCAAAGUAAGGCGUUGGCAAUGAUGAUGAAGAUGGGAUUCAAGCCUGGAGAGUCUCUCGGACAAAAGUACGACGAUACACCGUCGGCUUCCGGGAGCACACCCAAGGAGACAGAUAUUUCUGAGCUGGCGCCGGUCAGUCGUCCAUCUCCUAAAAUCCAGCACAUAACAGAACCACUUCCGCUGAGCGAAUGGGCGGGCAGGAAGGGCAUUGGUUCUGGGAAGCGUCCCCCCUCGCCCAGCGCGUCCGAGAGACUUGCGAAAAUGGCGAAGAUGGCGGAAGCAACGGACCAUGCCACUUUUCGUGAUCGCACCCGGCAGGAAUACGAGGAGAGACGUGCGCAGGGCCGCUUGGCUCCAGCCCAACGCACAUGCGCCAACCUGGACGAGAAGGCUGGCCGGAAGUUUAACGUCCUUUGGUUGAACCCAGACAACGUCGAUUCUUUCCCGGAAGGUCUGAUAGAUGCUCUGGAUGAUCCGUCUCUCAUAGCAGCGUUGCUUCGACAACGCGCCGGCGAUGGUAUCGAGGGCCAGAUGAGGUCAAGGAUGCGCGCCGACGCCUUGCAUCCGCUAAAGACAUCACUGAAUGAUGAUGACCUUCCGGCCACCGACACAGAAAAGCCGGACCUGAGCAGCUUGGCGUACUCGGAGGAGGAGAUAGAGGAGGCUGCGCAGUUUUUACAACUAAAGGCAAGUCAUGAUAAAUUGCAGCUCCUACUCGACUACCUGCGUCAGACGUACGCAUAUUGCUUUUGGUGUGGAACAGAGUAUGACGACCAGGAGGAUAUGAGCCAGAAUUGUCCUGGUCCCGAUGAAGACGCUCACGACUGA
Molecule: messenger RNA, 1062 nt
Organism: Fibroporia radiculosa
Lineage: Eukaryota; Fungi; Basidiomycota; Agaricomycetes; Polyporales; Fibroporiaceae
Exons: 4
Coding region: 1-1062 (353 amino acids)
Cellular component (GO): kinetochore
Source: RefSeq, a predicted model, not a curated record